CUCGUUUCCGGUAAUAUUCUUAUCAUCUGUCCCUGAUCUAUCUUGACUUACAGAUGUCUAACAACAUUAUAGACACAGACAGUGAGGAUGAAUUACCACCAGGAUGGGAAGAAAGAGUAACAUUUGAAGGAAGAGUAUUUUAUGCCAGUCAUGAUCAACAAAACACUCAAUGGAAACAUCCUGUAACAGGGAAAGAAAAAUAUGUCAGAGGAGAACUGCCUUAUGGAUGGGAAAGAGUUAUACAGGAUGAUGGAACAGUUGUGUAUGUUGAUCAUAUCAAUAAGAAGACCUGCUUUACAGACCCUAGACUAGCUUUUGCAGAACCAUUGAAAACUUCACCUAAGGAUUUUAGACAGAAAUUUGAUGGAAAUAGUUCAGCAUUGCAGAUUUUGAAUGGAAGAGAUUUAACGGGCAAAUAUGCCAUUAUAACGGGUGCAAGUGACGGGAUUGGUUAUGAAACAGCAAGAUCAUUAGCAUUUCAUGGUGCUACAAUUAUAAUGGCAUGUAGAAAUACUGAAAAAGCAGAGAAGUGUAAGAUUUCAAUUUUGAAAGACAGACCUAAAGCUACUAUAGAAAUACUACACUUAGAUCUUGCAUCAUUGAGAAGUGUCAAACAGUUUGCUGAAGAGUAUAAAAGAAGAGCAUGGCCCCUGAACAUGUUAAUCCUGAAUGCUGGAGUGUUUGGCUUACCCUACAUAGUGACAGAGAAUGACCUUGAAAUCACAUUCCAAGUCAAUCACCUGUCUCAUUUCUACCUGACCAAAUUGUUGUAUGAUUUGCUAGUAUCAUCAGCUCCUAGUCGUGUGGUAGUAGUGUCAUCAGAGUCACAUAGAUUUCCAAAAAUCCACAUGGUUGAGGAUGUAUGCGAAGAUUCAUUAUCAUUACCAAAAGACAAAUAUAGUGAUAUGAAUGCUUAUAAUGUAUCAAAACUGUGCAAUAAUCUAUUCUCUCUACAUCUAAAUAAACUUCUAGCUGGUAAAAAAGUAACCAGUAAUAGCUUACAUCCAGGAAGUUGUAUAAGUACAAAUAUACAGAGAAACUGGUGGUUAUAUCAAGUUGUAUUCUUCAUUGUGAGACCAUUUACAAAAUCAAAGCAACAAGGAGCAGCUACUACAGUCUACUGUGCAACACAUCCAGACGUAGAGGAGAUCGGUGGAAUGUACUUUAACAAUUGUUGUCCCUGCCAACCAUCAAAAGAAUCCAUGGAUGAACAAUUAGCUGAGAAGUUGUGGACAGUUAGUGAGACCAUACUUCAAGAUAGACUUGCUAGAUUGACAAGUAUAUAGUGGAAGACAGGAAUAUUUAACACAUGUUUUAAAAACAAAAAUUGAAAACCAAUUGUUACCUUUAUGUAAAUCUGAAGUGGAAGAUGAAAUACACUUCGGUAUAAAAUAUACUAAACUCAAAUAAUAUGUUCUUUAGGAAAUCUUCAGAUAUAUAACACUAAUUUUCCAAUCUUUCAAAAAUUUGCUGUUAUGGAACUUUUUUGUUUUUCAAUUUCUGUUUUAUCAGCUCUUCAAAGUUUGUAUUAGGUUGUAAUUUUCAAAUAUGUCUGUCUAGAGCAAUUCUGAAGAGACAUUUAUUGUUCAAAUGUGCAUCUGGUGUUGUUAAAUUGGUAUGGUUAAUGUUAUUUCAGACUUUAAAAAAUUCCAUCCAAGGAGAAGGUCAGGUAAGGGCUAAUAUUGGCCUAAAAUUUAAAGUAAUCUGAUGAAAGAUUUUGGACAUAUUUUAAACACUUAAGUGUCUACUUCAGUCAAUUCAAUUUGUUCAUGUAAAAGAUUAGGUCAUUAAAGGCACUCAAAUUCAAACUUAAAUGUAAAAAAUCUAUCAAAUAUGGCAUAAAAUUUCACUUUUCAGUGGUUUUUGUCUGAAAUGUAAGUGGCCACUUUCGUGUUCAGUCUCAAACUUUAUAUAUGUUAUGUACAAUCAUCAAAUACAACAUAUAUUUAAAUAUUAAGACUUAACAAAAGUACAACCAUUUCCAUUUUCGACAAAAUCCAGCUAAAAAUUAGCACAAAUGCUAAAAUUGUGAAGAUUUCAGUAAUUUUGCAUGAAUUAAUGAUGCUAGUACCUGAUGCAUGUGUAUUGCAUUGUCAAAAAACAGCUCAUAUUUAUGUAACAAAAGUAUUCUACUUUCCAAUAAAUAGCUAAAAGUUUACAUAUUUAACAAAUUUGUGAAAAUACUUUAUUUUGGGGCAAAAAGGGGGUCUUACCGGGAAAACUCCUUUUUGAAUAAAAACUCCAAAAUAAUUAUGAUGGUAAAAAAUGCUGCAUUAAGGCAUACAAUACAGAAGCAGGGGCCAAUUAUAAUUCGACAGAUGUCAAAUCUACAGUGAGACAUAAAGCUAGAGUUGAAUAAGCACCUAGUUACUUUUCAGUCACCAAAAAUAUCGGAUAAUUGUCAGAUAUUUGUAUAGAGCUGUGGGAAUGCUUACAUGACGAUGUUGCUUACUUUGUGUCAAAAACAACAAUGCUAUUUAUACCAUUAAAAAUGAGGUUUUCUGCUUUUAGCCAAAAAAGAUGCACAUAGACCCUUUUGCAAUUGAUUGUGUACUGUUUCAAGAAUGUUAUGUCAUAAUUACAAGAAAAAAAAUCAUUGGUAGAUUGUAUAUCUGCAUGCCUUUGAAUUGGCAAGAAAACUGUCUGUGGCUUUCAAUUGCCGAUAAUUGUAUGAUUUCACGACAAUUUUAUUUUUGUUUACCUUCAACUUGAUAACUACCUCAUUAGCUUAUAAGCUAGGGAGAACUUGACCAAAAGAAAUAGGUGGAACUAUCUCUAUUGGUUUGAAAGUUUUAAGUACUUUCAGCUAAGUGUUGAUAUAUAAAAUUUUCGCUUUUACUUCAAAUUGGCCUAAAAUAAACCCAAAUAUCUCAAAAAGUAAUUCAUACAGGUACAUUUGUCUAUGCAUAUUUCCAUAGUGCAUAUCACUCUGUGUCAAAAUUUAAAAGAAAAUCAACAUAUCUCUACUAGUGUAUGCCAUUAAGGCAUUAAAGAAAUGUACAAAUUUAGAUGUGCACCUUGUUUAUAUUAUUAUUUAAAAAUAAAUAUAUUAUAUGGUAUAUAUGAAUGUCUUUAAUCUUGUACUUCUUCAGUCAAAUUGAAAGAAAAACUGCAAUUUUUAUGUAUAUUUUGUGUUGAUUUUAUAUAAUAUACCUUUAUUAUAAUGAUUAAUACUUGUUUGUUUUUGUGUUUAUACUAUGAUGAUGAUCCAGAUUUUGGAUUUUAAAUCAAUAAAAUCAUUGACUUUACUAACAGUCCAAGUCAAGAGCAUAGGAUGAACAAUAGUUGUUUGAACAAAUUGAUGUGUCUUAAUGAAUAUGUUAAUCCGGAUGAACAGUUCAAUAACUUAUGAUUAUCUGUGAUAUUUGUUUGUAUUAUUUUGCAACAUCUUUUUCCCCCAGGUCAUUACUCUAAGGAGAGAUAACACUUUUGGUCAAAAAAUCAUUGACAUAUUUUAGCAUAUUUUAGCUAUUUAAUGUAUUGUGAAGAAUCUUUUACAUGUAUGUUUAUUUUCAUUAAAUUUAAAAUUUG
Messenger RNA from Mytilus californianus (California mussel), 3531 nucleotides. RefSeq names its product WW domain-containing oxidoreductase-like. The record is from RefSeq and is a predicted model, not a curated record. The transcript is spliced from 9 exons. Lineage: Eukaryota; Metazoa; Mollusca; Bivalvia; Mytilida; Mytilidae. Bases 54 to 1286 code for a protein of 410 amino acids. Gene Ontology annotation, molecular function: protein binding.